AUGCCCGGACGUUCGGUGCGAAUGGGUCACGGGGAUCCCCGGUUCGACACCCCGCACCAUGCCCACGGCAAUCACACUAGCAGUGUGCCAGUGUACUCUCCCUCUCGCAAGCCCAUGAACACCGCUCCUGGCCCUGUGCCUUACAAGUCACCUGCCCCUGGCACACUUCCCACCGACAAGAGCGAACACUCUUUGCUCGCAGGACCUCCUCGUCGCGGCCGUCGCCGAGGCCGGCGCAGGCGUGGACCUCGGUCUCGAAAAGGCUCUCGUUCAUGCUCCCCGUCAUCGUCACCUUGCGCAUCGCCUCCCCAGGAGAUCGAGCAGCAGCCGGACCUUGUGUUUGGAUCGUCGAUCUCUGGGUUGAAUGGCGGUGAUCGCCACCUGGGUCUGAGUGACACCUACGCUUCCGCCACUCAGAGGUGGCUGAGCACACAGCAAGAUGUCGUGCACGACUCUGUCGAGCGUCAGGAAGAUCACUUCAAGCAGCAGCGCGAUGUCAAGCCGUCGCCGAUCAGCAAGCCCGCGCCACGUCGCCCCCGUCCCGCCUUCCUCGGUUGUCACUUACCGAUCCCUGCCACAGAGGUGGCGGAGACGAAGCCCUUCCCUCUCUCUGCGCCCUGCUACACCGCAGACGAGCUCUCUCUUCCUCGCCCUUACAACGCCGAUUAUCCCCACCCUCUCACUAUCUACGCCUCUCCAGCUGUCAAUCCCGCCACCGUUGCUGCAUCGGGCUACGCGCCGCUGCUGAGGAAGCUGAAGGAGAAGCCUGAGGAGAUGAUGGGCAACAUCCUCGCCGAGUGUGGCAAGCCAAACGUCACUGCGCUGGGUCUGACCCUGGAUCGCGACAGCAAGGACGGAUGUGGCAUUCCUGAGAAGUACUGGUUGCGUCUCUCGUCUUGGGACGGCGUCAAGGUGCCCCUCGGUGCUGUUGUGCCCUUUGCGAGGUCCAGCCGCGGCAUCGCCCCUCGUCUCGUCGCCUCCCGCUCCGAGAGCUCGCCACCUCAACCCAGUCCAACCACCUUCCCCGAGUCACCACCCCUGACCGACGCCCACUCUCGUUCCGAGACGGAUCUGACCAAUCUGGCGAGUACGGCUCGCUUUGCCCGCCGCUCCAGCGACGCGGGGCUCAAGCAGCCUCUCAGCCUUGCGCAGUGGAAUGCAGACCGUAGAGAACUAACAACAGUCCCCGUGCCGCCCCGCCACAGCUACACGCCCGUGCGCAAGUCGGACUCCACCUCCGGCGACCUCUCCCGCUCCGUCUCCAAGACUCAGCUGCUGUCUCCAGUUCCUGAAACUGAUGCGCUGCACCCCAUCGGCGCCGAGCGCAAGCUGCUGCGCAAGAGCCGUCCGCCUAGUCUCGGUCUUCCUUUGCCGACACCUGGCCAUGGUUCUCUUGGUAUCGCUGACUCUAUCGACAUUGUUCUAGAGGACAAGUACCCCAUCCAGCACUCCAACGGUGUCCGCGGUGAGGAGAUUUUGACUCCGCUCUCGGCUCGCACCUCGCUGCCAGUCACGCCUCGCACGCCCCGUACCCCGCUGACGCCCGGCUCGGCGGGGCAGUGGCACUCGUCGCUCAGCACGACGCUCGAGUUCUCCGCCGGCAAGUCCAUCUGGUCGUGA
Molecule: messenger RNA, 1620 nt
Organism: Trichosporon asahii var. asahii CBS 2479
Lineage: Eukaryota; Fungi; Basidiomycota; Tremellomycetes; Trichosporonales; Trichosporonaceae
Exons: 3
Coding region: 1-1620 (539 amino acids)
Source: RefSeq, a predicted model, not a curated record